GACCGACCCCUAUAAAGUUGGAUUUUUGAGUUUGUUCUCGUUACCUCUCGCACAGGUUUUGUCAUUUCGGGUUGUCAUCUUUCCGAGCUUCCCCGGCCCCCACGCCACCCAGUUCUCCAAAGUCUCUCUUCUCUCUCUUGCACGCAACACUCGCUUCUUGCUCUGCAUGUAGAGUCUUAGUAUUCGAUUAGAAGAACAUCGCUGUCUUCAUCUUCUUUAUCUUUAUCAUCCAUAGCUGCCAACGUAUAUGCAUACACGGUCGACAGCAACAGCUGUUCUUCUAUAUAACGUUGACCUUUUUUUUCAUCCAUUUGCUCAUCUGUAUGUGUUUGCAAGAUCUGGUGAAUGCUCCUGAAAUUGAAAUUUCCUUGAAAUCAGUGCCACUGUGGUGUGAAGAUCCCAGAUUUCAACUAAAUUCUUAUGUUUAGCGUACUUGCCAAACCGGUCUUUCAUAGAUUUUGAUGCGACUGUCCUUCCUGCUUGACUUUAAGCGCACGGAGCAGCAAACCGUAUUGUAGACAUAACAAUUAAGUGUAAUAGUAAGUUGUGGAAAAAGCUCAACCAAGUGUCGACAGUGAGGAAAUGGAUCAAGAAAAUAAUGUGAACCACAGUGAUGAUGUGCAUGAUAUUGAAAACGAGGUUCUGUGGGAUGGGAAGGAAAUUAAGAGGCACUGGUCAGAGGUAUCUGACAAAAACAUGACAUACAAAGAACCAUUUUUGGUGAAAAGGACGAACACCACCUCUCAGAUUGCCAUUGUUGGUGCCAAUCUUUGCCCCAUUGAGAGCCUUGACUAUGAGAUUGUUGAAAAUGAAUUAUUUAAGCAGGACUGGAGGUCAAGGAAGAAGGUUCAGAUAUUUCAGUACGUUUUACUCAAGUGGGCAUUUGCACUUCUUAUAGGGCUAGGUACUGGACUAGUUGGCUUCUUCAAUAAUAUUGCAGUGGAGAACAUAGCUGGUUUCAAGUUGCUGCUGACUAGUGAUCUCAUGUCUGAGCACAAAUAUUACAAGGCUUUCGCAGCAUAUGCUGGUUGCAAUGUAGUUUUAGCUGCUGCUGCUGCAGCUCUCUGUGCUUUCAUUGCUCCAGCGGCAGCAGGAUCUGGUAUUCCUGAGGUGAAAGCCUAUCUCAAUGGUGUGGAUGCUUAUUCAAUACUAGCUCCAAGCACUCUCUUUGUAAAGAUUUUUGGCUCCAUUCUUGGAGUUUCUGCUGGCUUUGUGGUGGGUAAAGAAGGGCCAAUGGUACACACAGGUGCUUGUAUAGCCAAUUUACUUGGGCAAGGUGGUUCUCGCAAGUACCGUUUGACUUGGACAUGGCUAAAAUACUUCAAAAAUGACCGGGACCGGCGAGACAUGAUCACUUGUGGUGCAGCUGCUGGUGUGGCUGCUGCCUUUCGUGCUCCAGUUGGUGGUGUUCUGUUUGCCCUAGAAGAGGCAGCUUCAUGGUGGCGGAGUGCUCUUCUUUGGAGGACAUUUUUCACAACAGCAGUAGUCGCCAUAGUUUUGAGAGCUUUCAUACAAUAUUGUACCACGGGAAAAUGUGGGCUAUUUGGCCAAGGAGGUCUUAUAAUGUAUGAUGUCAGCUCUGCCACAGAAUCAUAUAGUGCCUCAGAUUUAUUAGCAGUAAUUCUCCUAGGAAUUAUUGGAGGCAUUCUUGGAAGCGCUUAUAACUAUUUUGUGGACAAGGUCCUUCGUACUUAUAGCAUCAUCAACGAAAGAGGUGCUGCUUUCAAGAUCUUACUAGUUAUUGCCAUCUCCAUCUUGACAUCAUGUUGUUCUUUUGGGCUGCCAUGGCUUGCGAAGUGCAUCUCUUGCCCCACAGACCUGACAGUGAGCUGCCCCACUGUUGGUGAAUCUGGAAACUAUAAAGGCUUCCAGUGCCCGUCGGGGUACUACAACGACCUUGCCUCCCUCUUUCUAAACACUAAUGAUGAUGCCAUUCGCAACCUAUUCAGCACUAGUACCAAGAAUGAAUUUCAUAUUUCCAGUCUUCUCAUCUUCUUUGGUGCUGUAUACUGCCUUGGAUUUAUCACUUAUGGCAUUGCUAUUCCUGCCGGUCUCUUUAUCCCUGUCAUACUAGCUGGAGCUUCCUAUGGUCGUCUUGUUGGGAGAUUGUUUGCAUCAAUCUCUACCCUGGACACGGGUCUCUUUGCCCUUCUUGGAGCUGCAUCCUUUCUUGGUGGUACCAUGAGAAUGACAGUUUCCUUGUGUGUUAUAUUGCUUGAGCUCACCAAUGACUUAUUAUUGCUUCCCCUUGUUAUGUUGGUUCUUCUAAUCUCGAAAACUGUGGCUGAUAACUUCAACAAGGGUGUCUAUGACCAAAUACUGAGAAUAAAGGGAUUGCCUUACCUGGAGGCCCAUGUAGAACCUUGCAUGAGGCAUUUGGCGGCACGUGAUGUUGUUUCCGGUCCAUUGGUCACCUUUUCUGGUGUUGAAAAGGUGGGGAAUAUAUUACAUGCUUUGAAAACAACAGGGCAUAAUGGGUUCCCCGUGAUUGAUGAACCACCUUUCUCGGAUGCACCAGAAUUGUGCGGGGUUGUUUUGAGGUCUCAUUUGCUAGUUUUGCUGAGCGGAAAGAAUUUUUCAGAGGAUAGGGUGGUUACUGGAGAUGAUUUGUUUCAAAGAUUUGCUGCAUUUGAUUUUGCCAAGGCAGGCUCUGGUAAGGGAAUCAAACUUGAGGAUCUAGAUAUUGAAGAGGAAGAGAUGGAGAUGUAUGUUGAUCUUCAUCCUAUUACAAAUGCAUCCCCAUACACGGUGGUCGAGACGAUGUCACUAGCCAAAGCCGCAAUUCUCUUUCGGCAACUUGGUCUCAGGCACAUGUGUGUGGUACCAAAGAGCCAAGGGAGGCCUCCAAUUGUUGGGAUUCUGACACGGCAUGACUUCAUGCCAGAGCACAUAUUGGGACUCAAUCCUCAAUUCAAGGAGUAGAUCAACUGAAUGGUCGACCGUUGGUUUUUGGACUAGUAGAAGUGACGACUUUGUUUUAGAGAGGCAAACACGCUCUCAGUCGUAUAGUCGUACGGAUAUUGCGAGGAAAUUUGAGUCUUCUAAGCCAUGAGGACAAUGUAUAUGGAGUCAUAGACGCAUUUGAAACACCACGAGAAACUCACCAGCCUUAAAAUUCUAAAGAAAUGAUUCGAGACACCCUAGUCUUCCAGUGGUUUUUUUUUUUU
This is a messenger RNA of Alnus glutinosa, 3167 nucleotides long. Its product is annotated as chloride channel protein CLC-c-like. The transcript has 8 exons. The record is from RefSeq and is a predicted model, not a curated record. Lineage: Eukaryota; Viridiplantae; Streptophyta; Magnoliopsida; Fagales; Betulaceae. Bases 583 to 2922 code for a protein of 779 amino acids. Gene Ontology annotation, molecular function: voltage-gated chloride channel activity. Gene Ontology annotation, biological process: transmembrane transport; chloride transport. Gene Ontology annotation, cellular component: plant-type vacuole membrane; intracellular membrane-bounded organelle.